AUGCACAGAAACAACCCACCUAAACGUCAUUCGGAUAGCGAAAGACUGCGCAAAUAUAGUGAAAUCCUCCUUCCCCGAGCUGUAUCGCACACCUUGAAACGACCUCAUUGUGAAUUCAGUUCCUUUGAAAUGAGCAGAGAUGAGAAUCACAAGUCUAGUCAUGAUUCCUUACUCCACACUCUGCGUCGUCCUAACCCUGUGAUUUCUGAGGAAAGAGAGGACCCACCUUCGAUUUCGGUACAAUCUGCUGUAGCGAAUAAAUCGUGGCGAAAACUGAGGAAAGCUAUCCUGCUCAAAUCUAGUACUCUGAUUGCCGAUCGAAAAGAAAGCAAUAAUGUGAACAGCAAUGAUGACUUUUUAGAUUACUUUUCCACAUUUAAAAGGCCGUCCCAAAAUUCCUACUGUGCAAGACGAAGUAUUGGCUCGCGAAAUGACACUAUAAAUCAGAAAUCAUCUUUAGUUGAUGAUCAAUUCUUUUUUGAAGGAUUUAACAAACUAUCGGAUCCACAACCUAGUUGUGAUGAGAAAGAACCCACUCACGAUUCAUCUUCUCCUCCUGAAACCCAGAAGCAUUCUCUACGGAUUUUUAGAAAUCCAGACAAAGAAUUGGAGGUCAAAGUACCAAGUAGUAAACUUCUCCAUAUCUACCAGCCUCAAACCAAACACAAUGCCUCCUCUUCUAAGGAAAGUGUUUCAAUUCAAAUUGAAGAAUGGGGUGGUUUGGAAGAUGACUGCCUACCCGAUGUUAAACCUUCCCAAUACAAGCCCAAAUACCCUUGGUGGCAUCACUUACGAUUCCUCAAAUACUGCCUUCCCAAACGUGCUCGAUUCGCUAAAUCCUCCAACAUUAGUGAUGCCAAUACGUCCGCGAAUGAUAAUAAUAUUAAUCACAUUAGAAACACCCACUUCAUUUGUAAUCCUCAAGGAAAAUUUAUGUUUAUUUGGCUGGGAAUUGUAGCAAUGGCUACGGUAUACAAUCUUUGGACAGCAAUUCUCCGACAGGCCUUUCAUGAAGUCCAAAAAGGUAGGACAGCGCUUUGGAUAGGACUAGACGGCAUAGCGGAUUUAAUUUACCUCGCCGAUAUAAUGGUUCAAUUUCGAACAAGUUAUCUCGAAAAAGGUCUGGUCGUAAAAGAUACACGAAAGAUAGCAACUCGUUACCUUUGGUCGCGAAAUUUCGCUUCCGACAGCCUUGCACUAAUUCCGUUGGAUCUCUUCCAAUUAGUGAUAGGGAUACACCCACUUUUACGGUUUCCACGUUUCUUGAAAUGCUUUCGGGCAUGGCAUUGGAAGAUCAUGGUUGAAAAUCGGACCACGUUUCCCAACUCCUGGCGUGUGUUGACAUUGACCCAUAUUCUAUUUCUUGGAUGUCAUUGGUUUGCGUCCAUCUACUACAUCUUGUCCGAAAGCACACAAUUUCAGGAUCCGUGGGGAUAUCCCGCCCCUGUUACGCCUGAACUUCAAUCACUCCUGCGAAAAUACUUGCAAUGCUUCUAUUGGGCUACUGUUACCCUGACGACUAUUGGUGACAUUAACGACCCAUCUGUAACUUUUCAGUGA
Rodentolepis nana is the source of this 1560-nucleotide messenger RNA. Lineage: Eukaryota; Metazoa; Platyhelminthes; Cestoda; Cyclophyllidea; Hymenolepididae. The record is from the annotation of a GenBank genome assembly.